This is a messenger RNA of Entelurus aequoreus (snake pipefish), 6940 nucleotides long. RefSeq names its product solute carrier family 35 member C1 (gene slc35c1). Gene Ontology annotation, cellular component: Golgi apparatus. NCBI's taxonomy places the organism in Eukaryota, Metazoa, Chordata, Actinopteri, Syngnathiformes, Syngnathidae. Bases 229 to 1281 code for a protein of 350 amino acids. The record is from RefSeq and is a predicted model, not a curated record. Gene Ontology annotation, biological process: protein O-linked glycosylation via fucose; GDP-fucose import into Golgi lumen. Gene Ontology annotation, molecular function: antiporter activity. The transcript has 3 exons.
AAUAUUAAUUUCCUAAAUACCAAUUUUAAUUGAACACAUUGAUCAAACACACUUUUUUAUGCAGCUUCGUGUCAGAGAACAGCAAGAGUUGCAAAAAAAUACUUCAACAAAUACAAUUAAGUCCAUUUCUAAGGGUUUUAGUGCAUUUUCGGUUCAUCCUGGAAUCAUACCCCAAAGACAAUUCUCCCUAACUUUUUGACGCAGCUGAAGCGCUCCAGUAUUUUGAGGAUGGCCGGCACGGAAAUGGUGGACCAAGACGGACUCGGAGAGACCUUCGUUUUCCGCGCUUUGAGGAUAGCAGCCGUGGUGACGCUGUACUGGUUCAUCUCCAUCACGAUGGUGUUCCUCAAUAACCAUCUCCUGGACAACCACGACCUGGACGCACCGCUGUUUGUGACCUUCUACCAGUGCCUGGUGACGGUGGGACUCUGCUGGGUCAUGCAGUUGUUGUCUGCCCUCAACCCCAAAUUGAUCGACUUCCCGUCGGUUAAAUUCGACCUGAAGACGUCCCGGGAAGUUCUGCCCCUGUCGGUGGUCUUCAUCGGCAUGAUCACCUUCAACAACCUGUGCCUGAAACAUGUCGGAGUGGCUUUCUACACGGUGGGACGAUCCCUCAGCACGGUGUUUAAUGUACUGAUGUCAUACAUUAUCCUGAAACAGACCACUUCCUUCAAAGCCAUAUCAUGCUGCGGGUUGAUUCUUGGUGGAUUUUGGCUGGGUGUGGACCAGGAGGGCCUAGCAGGCUCCCUCUCCUGGUCAGGUGUUUUCUUCGGAGUGCUCGCCAGUGCUUGCGUCUCCCUCAAUGCCAUCUACACGAAAAAGGUGAUGCCCGCGGUGGAUGGCAAUAUUUGGAAACUGUCCUACUAUAACAAUAUCAACGCUUGCAUCCUCUUCCUCCCGCUCAUCCUUGUGUUUGGAGAGCUGGGCCGUGUCGCCAAUUUCAGCCGUCUCGCUGACGCGGGUUUUUGGGGCAUGAUGACGCUCGGAGGAGUGUUUGGCUUUGCCAUUGGCUACGUCACAGGCCUCCAGAUUAAGUAUACCAGUCCGCUGACACAUAACGUCUCAGGGACAGCAAAGUCCUGCGCUCAGACUGUUAUUGCGGUAGUGUACAACUCUUCGAGUAAAAGCCUUCUGUGGUGGACUAGUAACAUGUUGGUUCUUUGCGGUUCUUCAGCCUACACAUGGGUCAGAAGUCGAGAAAUGAAGAGGACUCCCACCAAGCAGCCUCAGGAUUCCACCACAGAAAAACUUCUUGGUGAAAAAGGCAACAUAGGGAUAUAAAACACUCCUUUAAGUGACACCUUGUAGGAAAUACUUUUUUUUUUUUUUUUAGGAUACAGGACUUGAACUUUGCGGGGAUUAGAGGCUUUGACACACUGUGGUUUUACAGAGAUUAUAUUUUAUAUAGCUUUGUAUUUAAUUCUAUUUGCUAGUGUUCGGGGUACACUGUCCAAUUACCUAUACAAUGAAGGACUACAAUAAUUAACCCUUGUGUGGUGUUCGGGUCUGCGGGACCCGUUUUCGAUUUUUAUUAAAAGAAAAAUGAUACAAUUAAUUCAUUUUUUAAACUGAGACUCACUGGCUUUGGCUCAUUUUCUGUGAAGAACAUAUAUCAGAAUACAUAUUUAAUGAACACACACCAUACAACCCCCCUACACAUUUAUAUUACAUAUAAGAUGUCCGGGGUCCACUGGACCCGGGGCUAAUAGAAGUGUGGAAAUGUAUGUUCUGUGUACCACACAAACACACACACACACACACACACAGCAGGCCUAGACAGGAGGAGGACAGAGUGUAGGUACACAGAACAUCAGAGGGUCGAAUGUGCGACAAAAUGAGCGCAUAGUGUUGACAAACAAUGUUGCAACCUUGUGUGGGAACCGCAGGUGCAGAAACACUAAAAAAGAAUCCCUGUGGGAUGCAGAAACUGGCAGAGAAAUUUCCAUGCAACGUUCAUGUUGUUGUUACUCAGCCAUUGUUUGUGGGUCUUAGACUUAGACUUAGACUUACUUUUUAUUGUCGUUUAAAUUUGAACUUUACAGUACAGAUAGGAACGAAAUUUCGUUGCAUUAGCUGGUUGGCAGUGCAGGACAAAAAAGCAGUAAGGUGCAGAUAUUAAUAAAUAGAUUACUGUAAAGAUAAAUAUAUUGCACUUUUGCAUAUGCAUCUACGUUUAUGGAUGUAUGUUAUAUUGUCUUUCUAUUCCAGCGAGUUCCUCCAUUUUUGGGGGGAGUUGAGGGGAUUAUUAUGAUGCGUUCAAGAGUCUUACGGCCUAAGGGAAGAAGCUGUUACAGAACCUGGAGGUUCUGCUACGGUGGCUGCGGACCUCUUUCUAGAGUCCAGCAGUGAAAACAGUCCUUGGUGGGGGUGGGAGCAGUCUCUGCAGAUUUUCUGAGCCCUGGUCAGGCAGCGGCUUUUUGCGAUCUCCUGGAUAGGAGGAAGAGGAGUCCUGAUGAUCUUUUCCGCCGUCCUCACCACUCUCUGGAGAGACUUCCAGUCUGAGGCACUGCAGGCUCCAGUCCAGACAGAGAGGCAGUUGGUCAGUAGGCUCUCUAUAAUGCCUCUGUAGAAUGUGCUGAGAAUGGGGGGAGGGAGCUGUGCUCUUCUCAUCCCACGCAAAAAGUGCAUGCGCUGCUGAGCUCUUUUUACAAGAGCUCCGGUGUGUAGGGACCAGGUUAUAUUGUCAGUUAUAUGCACCCCCAGGAACUUGGUGCUGCUUACCAUCUCCACCGCUGUGCCGUUGAUGAAGAGUGAAGCGUGGCUGGACUGGUGCCUCCUGAAGUCGACAAUGAUCUCCUUGGUCUUGUCGACGUUCAGGCCCAGGUUGUUGGUUCUGCACCAGUCAACCAGAUGUUUCACCUCCUCCCUGUAGUCCAUGUCGUUGUUGUCACGGAUGAGGCCCACUACUGUCGUGUACUUCACAAUGUGGUUAGUAGUGGACCUGGCGCAGCAGUCAUGGGUCAUCAACAUGAACAGCAGCGGACUCAGGACGCAGCCCUGGGGGGAGCCGGUGCUCAGGGAGAUGGCACUGGAGGUGUUGUUGCCCACUCUCACAGACUGGGGUCUGUUUGUGAGGAAGUCAAGCAGCCAGUUGCAUAGGGGGGUUCUGAAUCCAAGGGGGGCCAGUUUGCUCACCAAGUGCUGCGGGAUGAUGGUGUUGAAUGCCGAGUUGAAGUCCAGAAACAACAUCCGCACGUGUGUGUCCUUUCCUUCCAGAUGUGCUAAGCUCAGGUGGAGUGCAGAGGAGAUGGCGUCCUCUGUGGAGCGGUUAGGGCGAUAAGCAACCUGGUAUGGGUCGAAUGUGGGGGGAAGUCUGGAGACAAUGUAUUCCUUUACCAGCCUCUCGAAGCACUUCAUUACAGAUGUUUUUUGGGAUAAGUCAGUAUUUUAACAUAAAAGUGUUUGAUUGUGAGGCAUUAAAAGCCACAAAAUGCAACGGGUCCAUCAGACCCAUGAACACUGGCUGAGUAACAACAAUAUGAACACCACACAAGGGUUAAUAUAACAGUUCAGACCACAGGGGAAUUUGUUUUUAUUUACCAUAGUUUCUGGACUAUACAGCACACUGGGAUGUAAGCCGCACCCACGAAAUGUUUGAAGAAUAACAUUUGUAUCCAUAUAUUAGCCAUGUCAGACUAUAAGCCAGAGUUAUAUACUUUGUGAAAUGAGUUAUUUCAAGAAAAAAAUUCGAUAAAUGUUUAUUUACGUCCCUGAAUUGUUUCCAAUUGGUGUCUGUAACACGGCAGUAAAACGGAUGACCAAGCAAAACAGAAGUCAUCGUCAUGGACCCACUAGCUGCGGAAUUAGCUCUCCAAUCAGCUAAACAAACUCAAUAACUCCACUGUAAUGCUUUGGUGAAUUUACUGAGGAGUUUGUGAAAUUGAAACAAUACAAAAAGAAUGCCGUCGUAAGUUAAAGGUGCUGUUUGCAACUUCCUCACAGUUAUAUUUUUCAAAGCAAAAAACAUGACAAGAAAACCACUAGCUGGCUUAGGUUACCAUUAGCAGUUUAACAGAACACCUUUGUAUGACAAUUUUCUAUAUUCUUUACAAUUACUAAGUUAAUGUAAAAUGUUUGUUAUACAACACGUACGCGCAUGGAGCGCGUGCACACAUGCAAAAGCAGUCCAAGAGAAGCAACAAUUUGUAGUCAUGAUGUUAUGAUAGAAUAUACAUUCAUUGACAGCUAACACUUACCUAUCCAAAUUGCUAUUAUUAGUUAACACCUAAAGCUAAUAUCCGUGCUUGUGUUACGUACGUACCUAAAUUUCGUCAUUACGUACGAGGGCGGGAUUUACUGUGUAAAAUACAUUGUAAAGUUAGCGCCUUCUAGGCAUCUGUGUAAAUGUUGCAGACUGCCCCUUUAAUAAUACUAACACAGACACUUGUAGACAUGUUAGCAUAUUAGCUAACGCUAACGGCGCUAGCUUCAUUACAUUGCUAUAGUGUGUUUACAAGUAUGCAUAAAACACUCCAACAAACAUCACACAUGUGACGGUUUAGUAAGUAUGAAUUGCUUUAGUUAAACUGUGAAACUUAUAAUCGUUGCUUAGAGUGAUGAAUGAAGAAUAUUUUUGAGCAAAAAUGCAAUGGACGGUUUUACUUCCGGUUUAAGGCAUUAAAACAGGAAGUACAUUUUCAACCCGCAGCACCUGCAGUGAGCGAACUCAUCCGAAAGAUGGUUCCAUAGCACAAGCAAUAACACACAAUGUCAGUCCUUUGCUUGGGUUUGAUGAAAACUAUUGAACACAAAACAUUAUGGGAAUUAGCGGGGGGGGUCCAUAAAUUAGCUGCACCGCUUUAUAAGCCGCAGGGUUCAAAGUGUAGGAAAAAAGUAGCUUCUUGCAGUCCGGAAUUUACGGUAUAUCAUACCAAUACAUAUUUAAAGAAAAUCAGAGUGAUUACAUUUUUUGUUGAGUUAAUUGAGAACUUAAUUGAACAGGGUUCAUGUAUGCAAAAGUUUGUAUAGUAUAGAACAUUUUGCCAUAAGAAACAAUGUAAUCAUCAAUAAUGGGUUCCGACCUCCAUAAAAGUCCAUAUUUUAGUAAAUGUUUGUACACUUUUAACACAAUAAUAAGCCCUAAACCAGCCCUAAGCCCAAAACAUAAAUUAGCCGCAGGGUUCAAAGUGUAGGAAAAAAGUAGCUUCUUGCAGUCUGGAAUUUACGGUAUAUCAUACCAAUACAUAUUUAAAGAAAAUCAAAGUGAUUACAUUUUUUGUUGAAUUAAUUGAGAACUUAAUUGAACAGGGUUCAUGUAUGCAAAAGUUUGUAUAGUAUAGAACAUUUUGCCAUAAGAAACAAUGUAAUCAUCAAUAAUGGGUUCCAACCUCCAUAAAAUUCCAUAUUUUAGUAAAUGUUUGUACACUUUUAACACAAUAAUAAACCAGCCCUAAGCCCAAAACAUAAAUUAGCUGCAGGGUUCAAAGUGUAGGAAAAAAGUAGCUUCUUGCAGUCUGGAAUUUACGGUAUAUCAUACCAAUAGAUGUUUAAAGAAAAUUAGAGUGAUUCAAUUUUUUGUUGAAUUAAAUGAGAACUUAAUUGAACAGGGUUCAUGUAUGCAAAAGUGUGUUUAGUAUAGAAUAGUUUGCCAUAAUAAACAAUGUAAUCAUCAAUAAUGGUUUCCAACCUCCAUAAAAUUCCAUAUUUUAGUAAAUGUUUGUACACUUUGAACACAAUAAUAAGCCCUAAACCAGGGGUGUCAAACUCAUUUUAGCUCAGGGGCCGCAUGGAGGAAAAUCUAUUCCCACGUGGGCCGAACGGGUAAAAUCAUGGCAUAAUAACCUAAAAAUAAAAACUAUGACAACUUCAGAUAGUUUUCUUUGUUCCAAUUUGUUAUUGGAAAAUUGUGAGGAAAAAAUGGUGCAGUUUCAAAAACACCAUGAAGAACACAAUUAACUUUGACUUAAUCUCAGUGUAUCUACAAAGCAAUUCAACUUCAAGUCACAGCCCAUCUAGGAUUGAACAACAAACAAAAUAAAGCAUAAAUAACGCUAUUUUAUGUAUCAACUACCUCAUUUAUCAUUUCCACAUAUUAAUCCUGUGCUAACUCAACAAACCAUACAAACUGAGGUAGAAACUAUUCAAGAGUUGAGUUACUCCCUGCCUUUGAGGCAUCACUGUGUAUUGAUAGAACAAUAAAAGCUGUGCGAAGUGUGCACAAUUUAAACAAACCUACAAUAAAAACGUAAGACUGACAUAUUGCAGUAAAUCACACACUUUUCACUUUCUUUAAAUUUGCACAGAAGACAAUACUUUUUGCAGAACUAUAUCAAUACCAAUUGUUUAUUUUACUCCUGUUUGUUUUACGUUGGGUCGGGGGGGGACUUCUUGCUUGGUAUAAUUGCUCGCCCCGGUAUAAACUAUUUGCUUGCCCAACAGAAUUGCUAUUGCGACAUCCAGUGGACACAUAUAGAACAGCAGUUUCUUUUAAUCUAAAAAUGCAGCCCAAUUUUACACUUGGCAAACUCAUCUCGGGGGCCGCAUGUUUGACAUCCUUGCCCUAAACAGUACUGUAUAUCAAAUGAACAUAACAAGGGGAUGCCACCCUGCCGACACGCACACACAUUGUCACUAGCGCUGUGGUGCACUCACAGUUUGCAAUCACAAAACUCCUUUAAUUUGACAGCCGAGUCGCUGCAAUGAUUAGGAAUACAAAAUAUAAUCUACUUCACCUUGUCGGUUAAUCUUCUUUGAAGGGAGGAGGAGGCGGGGGGAGGCAGUUUUGACAACGCUGAAUGUUUGAAACCACACAUCGUUAGUCCAUUGUAAAAAACACGAUAGGUGGGUGGAAAGGUAUGUAGACAAGGUUCUUUGGGUCUUUCUUUCUUUGUUCUUUGGUUCAUAAAUCGAAAAGUUCUUCCAAUGAGGGGUUCGUAAAUCAAGGUACCACUGUACUUCAAAUGCUUCAUGUAGGGUUUGUUGUUGAAAUAAAAUAUUUGGU